Messenger RNA from Conger conger (European conger), 6300 nucleotides. RefSeq names its product protein mono-ADP-ribosyltransferase PARP14-like. NCBI's taxonomy places the organism in Eukaryota, Metazoa, Chordata, Actinopteri, Anguilliformes, Congridae. The coding region runs from base 1 to 6237 and encodes 2078 amino acids. The transcript is spliced from 24 exons. Gene Ontology annotation, molecular function: NAD+ poly-ADP-ribosyltransferase activity; transcription corepressor activity. The record is from RefSeq and is a predicted model, not a curated record. Gene Ontology annotation, biological process: negative regulation of gene expression. Gene Ontology annotation, cellular component: nucleus; cytoplasm.
AUGGAAGAAAAUACAUUAAUUUUAGUCGGUCUUCCCGGUGACUUUGCUUCUGUGAAAUCAAAGUUGGAAUUGUAUUUCAGAAAUAAAAGAAAAUCUGGAGGAGAAAUUUCGGAAAUUAGAAAUGACCCCAAUGACAAGAGGAAUGCAUUGCUCAUUUACGUAGAGGAUGAAGCCGCAAAAAGUGUGUUGGAAAAAGGACCGCACAAGGUUGAUUUUAAAGCCCUGGGCGUGGUGGAACUUCAAGUGAAGCCACUACAAGAGGACGGCGUCGCAAAUGUGAAGAGAAUUAAACCAGUGCCGUUGCCCCGUCGUCCCCUUGAGAAAGAGGUUGGCUUUGGAAAAACUGCACCUAACAUAGGAGAAGCGCAAGUUUGUGGUGACAAUGUGUUAUCACUACUUGUGAGCAGUGAUCAUCCAAUCAAAGAAGACAUCCUUUUGUUGUACUUUGAACAAUUUACCGAUGACAUUGAUAUUUGUAGAUGUGGAAAUAGUCAAUGGAUUCUCAAGCUAACCAGACAAUCUGAUUUGGAGAAUGUCCUGGCCAAGAAGGAUCAUGACCUGGAGGGUUGCUUGAUGUCCGUACAGUUAUACAAUGAGAGAAAGGCAGAGGAGAGGCUUGAUCCCUGCAGGUUCAUCCUGAGUGGCUUCAGUGAGGAUUGCAAGUGCAGCCACCUCUCUAUCUUCAUCAAGAGCUGCAGCAAAGGGGCUGAGCAUUCCUGGGAGGUCCUGAAUGACGGAGAGAGAAUUGCAGUUACCUUCAAACAGGAUAUAGAUGUUCAGGCAUUUUUGAAGAAAUGCUCCUCAAAAAGACUUCAGAACUUGCAUAUCUUCGCCAGUCGUCUGGAGUACACAGACUCUGUGCUGGUGGAAGGAAAUAUGGAGAACAUCUCAGAAGAGGUGCUCAGGGCAUAUUUUUCCAGCAGAAGUAAAGGAGGGCAAGUCAAAUGCAUGAAUUUGGACAAUAAACCAAAGAGUGUGCUUAUAGAAUUUGACGAUUUUCAUGUUGCAAACAGAGUGGCCGAAGAGAAACACAAUAUUUGUGGAGUCAGCCUUUGUGCUUUUUUGUACUAUUCCAGUCUGCAGCAAGCCUUAAGAGGAGAGAAACACACUACGCUACCCUCCCCUCAUAAAUUCUCCAUUCUUGUGGAUGCUUUGUUCCUUGAAUACAUCCAAAGUGAUGAGGUGUGCAAAGAGGACUUUGAGAGCACACUAAAAGAGCUGAACACCAGCAUCUCCUUUAAGGCUGACCCGGAGAUCUCUCAGGUGGUUUUGGAGAUGGCAGUGGACAGAGAGUCCCUGUUGCUACACUGUCUGCCCCGUACAUGGGAGAGGAAGACUAAGCAAGCAGCUGAGGCAUUGCUGGAGAAAUAUAGCAUAGUCAUAUUGAUAUCAACUGAAGAGGUCUGGGAUAGAGUGAAGGACAAAUGCCUCAGUCUAAAUCUCAAAACUUCCAGAGUCACAUUUGAGAGCACUAAAAACUCUGUUGUGGUGGUGGGGCAACAGAACAAAGUGAAGAAGCUUCAAGGUAAAAUCCAACUCCUGUUGAACAAAGCGAAAGAAGAAGUGGAUGUUGAAAAAAACACUGUGGUAAGGAAGGUCCGUGUAGCCAGUAAGGAAGAACUGGAUUUUGUGUGGAACUUGGUGUCUGUAAAACUUCAAGGAGAGGUUCAACAUCAGAAAGAUGAAGUAAACUUGACAUUUAAUCUCAAAGGCCUCAGAGACAAGGUGAAUGCAGCAGAGGGAAUCAUAAAGAACACAAAAGAUAAUUUAUCCAUCCAAUCUUUGCAUCUGUCACCCAACCUAACAAUGUUUUUGCAGUCCCUGGACCUGAAAAGUUUUGAGCGUGAUCACUUUACUCACAUUUCUGCUACAGUCUUCUCCUUUGGAGAUUCAAUCCAGAUUCUUGCUGAGAAGCAAGAUGUUGAGAAAGCCAGAGAUAAAAUAAAGCAGAUACUAACAGAAGAUGUCAUCAACCUCUCUUUUGAUCAAAGAAAAGUCACCCAGGAAGAACACUGGAAUGUUUUCUACCAUGGUAUAAUACAAGAGGUAGAAUCCAGCAAUAAUACACGGAACAUCAAGAUUUCACAUUCUGGUGUGCAGAUUGCAGUGUGUGGGUUCCAAAACGUGGUUACAGAUGUUGCUAGGAAACUGAGAGGAUAUCAAAAUAACAAAAUGCCAGUGACAGAAGACAUCCAGCUGAAUGCACUGAGACAGGUUGAAUACAUUGAUGCUUGCAUGAAGCUGUCUGAGGCCCCUGAAAUGAAAGCCCUGGAUGUCACCAUUCUGUCGUCAAGGACACAGGCGUCCCCUUGCCUGAAGGUCACCGCUGCCAGUGACAACAUCAAGGAGGCUGUGGCAGCUGUGAAGAGGCAAAUUUCAAACAUUGUGCAUGAGAAACACAUAUACUCCAAUGCUGGGGAGUCAAAAGUGUUGGAGAAACAUCAAGAUGCUCUCAAGGCCAAGGCCAAGGACUUUGCCUGUAAGCUUUAUCUGACUGUUGAGCAAGCCAGUCAGACAAGCUCUCACUUGUCGUGGACAUUUAAAAUGGGAUACUUCCUGACUUUAACCAUAGCCCAGGGUGAACUAUCCAAGCAAUCAGCUGAGGCUGUCAUUUGCCCAUUGAGUGGAAACAUGUCAUUUGAUAAUCCAGUUGCCAAGGAAAUUGUACAGUUUGGGGGGCCUCAGGUAAAAGAUGUUGUUGAUAAGCUCUUGAAGAAGCGCCAUGAUUUGGUCGCUGGGGACAUAGUUGCAGGUAACCCAGGAAAACUUUCUGCCAAGGCCCUCAUCUAUGCUAUAGUACCCACAUGGCAUGCCAACAGAUUCAGCAUGUUAUUGGAGACAUGGUACUUGGCAUCAGCUUUCCAAAAGAGCCUCCAGAAUGCAGAGAGCAAGCACUGUGUCUCCAUAGUCAUGCCGGCUCUGGGGUGUGGCACUUUUGGCUUCACUGUCAGAGAAAGCUGUGAAGUCAUUGAGACGGAAAUCGCAAAGUUCUGCAAGAGUCAUUGUAACACCCCUCCACACCUGAGGGAAAUAGUCAUUGUUGACUCUGAUGCCAAGACUGUAGAGGAAUUUCACAUUGUCCUGAAGGAAAAGUUGGCUAAACCUGGAUCAGACCGUAUAGGUAACAUUUCAUUUCACAAUCACCCAUUGCACAUAUUAGGAGAUACUGUAGACAAUGCAUUGUCUCUCACUUGGCUUUAUAUGUUUUUCUUGUUGUCAAUAAUUUCAGUGGAUAUUGGUGGCAUUACAGUAAUUCUGAAGAAAGGAGACAUUACCAAAGAGGCUGUGGAUGCCAUUGUGAAUUCCAACAAUAACAGUCUGAAUCUAGACACUGGUGUCUCUGGAGCCAUUCUGAAAGCAGCAGGAAAAUCUGUUCAAGAUGAAUGCGCCAAACUGAGUGCCCAAAACGAAGAUGGGGUGGUUGUCACAGGAGGAGGGAACUUGAAAUGUAAGCACAUCAUUCAGAUGGUGGGGCCGACUACCACAGCUGGCAUCACCACCUCCACGGAGAGGGUCCUGCAGCUCUGUGAGAGCAAGAACACCACAGCCGUGUCCUUUCCAGCCAUCGGGACGGGAAGAGGCAACAUUAAGCCCGAAGAGUCCAUCAAGGCCAUUCUCAAGGGGCUGCAGAACCAUUUGUCUCAGACCACUUCCACAACCAUCAAAUUCAUAUUCAUAGUAGCCUUUGAGCAGAAGGUCUUUGACUCCUUUUGCCAUUACUUUGAAGAGAGGAACCAGCAGUCUCUGCAGAGAAAGGAGUCCAGGUCAAUGCAGCUCCCAGCCAAUCAAGUUAAGAUCCAUGGUAUCAGAAUAGAAGUGAAGAAAGGUGACAUCACCACAGAAACUGUCAGUGGGAUCGUCAACACAACCAACAAUGAGCUGAACCUGAAAGCAGGAGUUUCAGGAGCUAUAUUCAGAGCAGCAGGAAACUUGGUUGAGGAGGAGUGCAAAACAUUUGGGCCCCAGCAGGAUGAUGGUGUGGUGGUGACAAGUGGUGGGGCGCUACAGUGUGACUUUAUCAUUCACAUGGUGGGACCCCGCUCCUCAGCUGCUGCAACCUCACAGGUGGAGAAGGUUCUGGAACAGUGCGAGAAAAACAACAUAACCACCGUCUCCUUCCCUGCUAUUGGCACAGGUGGGGGAAAGCUGAGUGGUGCAGAUGUCAUUGAUGCCAUGCUUCUAGGAUUCCACAAUCAUUUAUCGCAGCAUAUCUCCACUGUUCUCAAGCUGAUGUACAUUGUUGUCUAUGAAGACAAAAUCCUCCAGGAGUUUCUGCAGGGGCUGAAGCAGUGGUCAAGACCUUGGCUGGAUAGUUCUUAUAAAGAUGAUGUGGAGGAUGACAAGGAGUUGAGUACUACAUCUGAAUUGGAUACUGAGGAUGUGGAUGAAGAUGACAAUGAAGGAAGCAUUGAGAUAAUCAUGGGCCCAAUAAAAGUCAAAGCCCUCUGUGGUGACAUCACCCAGGAGACAACAGAUGUCAUUGUGAGCAGCACCAACACCAGCCUUGAUUUGAGCUCAGGGGUGUCUGGGGCCAUUCUCAAAGCAGCUGGACAGACAGUACUGGAUGAGUGCAGAGCUCUAGGGACACAACCUAAAGAUGGAGUAGUAAUUACAAAACCUGGCAAUCUGAAAUGCAAGCACAUCAUCCAUAUGGUCGGGCAGACUAUGGAGAGAGACAUCACCAAUUCCAUGUGCAAAGUUUUAGAAACUUGCGACCGCAUCAAAGCCCAGACCGUGGCCUUCCCAGCACUGGGGACAGGAGCUGCAAAUUUGACUGCAUCUCAGGUGGCCAAUGCCAUGAUUGAUGCCAUCUGCUACUUUUUGUUGGACAAGCCAAAAUCUUCCAUCACCACGGUUAACAUCGUCAUAUUCCAGCCAAAGAUGAUAUCUGACUUUGGACAAGUCAUGAAGAAGUUCAAGGGGGUCACCCCCAUGCCUGGGGUGGCAGCGGAAAUAGCGACACAUAGGAGACAACUUCCCACUCCCACAAGCUCCAGCCUUUCCCAGAAAAACUCAAACAUUCCCAGCCAGAGCCUGGAAAGCAUGACAGCAGACAUUACCUUCCCUGUGAUGGUGGCUGAAGUUUACGGAGCUUCUGUGGCAAACCUGGCCCAGGUGAAGAAGUGCCUCGAUGACCUGAUUUCAGAGGAGUGCACCAGCCAAGAAGUGGUAGACAACUACCUCCACCUCCUUGCAGAAAAGUAUAAGCAAGAUAUUGUUGAAACAAGCCAGAGGCACCAGGUCCACAUCUCUAUGCGGCAAAACAGGCUGACGGUGUCGGGAAAGAGAGAGGAUGUCCUUUUUGUCGUCAUGCAGAUCAAAGACUCCCUGCAAAGAGCCAGAGAGAGGGAGGGCCAGAAGCGGGAGGAGAGAAGGAUAUGGCAGACUGUCCGCUGGACGUUGGGCAGGUCAGAUGCCUGGACAGGCCUGGAAAAACAAAUCAACUGUGAACUGGAGCUGGCUUUCCACAGAAAGGACAAGUUCUACACUUACCAGAACGAAAAGGGGAGGUUCACAGUGGAUUUCGAGAAGAUGGAACAAACAGACAGCGGAGGGCAGAUUAGCAGAAUUAAGAGGACCCCUCUGUCUGACUCUGAAACAGCUAUCAUUACAACACCACCUACAUGGACCAAGAUGGAUGGAAAAGAUCUGGACAUCAUUCUACUCUUAGAAAACUCUAAUGAAUUUCAGAACAUUUCUGAAAGAUUUGUGCAAUCCUGUCAGGUUUUUGCACAGAAAUACAGUAAAAAGAUUGAAGUGGUCCAGAUCCAGAGAAUCCAGCACCAGGAGCAGUGGAGGAAGUAUGCAGUAAGCAAACAGGCAUUGGAUAAAAAAUAUACAAAAAGUGAUAAUGAGCAGUUCCUCUACCAUGGAACAACCAAGGACAUCUGCCAGAAGAUCAACAAGAACGGUUUCAACCGCAGCUUCUGUGGCAGAAAUGCUACAACAUAUGGAUGUGGAACUUACUUUGCCAAAGAGGCGUACUACUCGUGCCAUGACCAUUUCUCCAAACCUGAUGGGAACGGUCACAAGUACAUCUACAGAGCCCGCGUCCUCACUGGCAAGCCCUGCCUCGGACUGCAGGGCAUGAAGGAGCCGUCUCCUGUGGACCCCAACAAUCUCCAGGCGGGCCUGCAUGACUGUGCAGUGGACAAACUCCAGAACCCCUUCAUCUUUGUCAUUUUCUGUGACUCGGGCGCCUACCCUGAAUACCUCAUCACAUUCAAGACAGUGUGAUGGGGUGGGGGGGCAUCUACUUGGCCACCAAUUAAGAAUCAUUAAAGGCCCACGUGCAUCAGC